AUGGUAAACGUCGCAGUAGCCGGCGGCACUGGCGGCGUCGGUCAAACGAUCGUCGAGGUCCUCGGAUCCUCUCACCAUCAAGCAUUCGUGCUUUCGCGGAAGCCAUCAAAGGAGACCCAGACAGUUACAGUCGACUACAGCGACAUUUGCAGCCUCAUCACCGUUCUCGAAAUGCACAAGAUCCACACCGUUAUCUCCGCCUUCUCUGUGGAAGGCGACUCGCUCGCAAAAUCACAGAAGAAUUUGAUUGAAGCUGCUAUACGCUCGAAGGAGACGAAGCGCUUUGUCCCGAGUGGAUAUGCCAUCCCAUAUCCGCGGACAGCGCUACAAGUCCUCCCCCAGUUAAAGGACUACUUCGCCGCAAUUGAGACCCUCGAGGCGUCUAAUCUAGAAUGGACGGUUUUCCACAACGGGAUCUUCCUCGACUAUUUCGGUGGGCCGUCUAUGAAAUCGUAUCUGAAACCCAAUGUGUUCGUGAUUGAUAUCGCAAAUAGGAUUGCUGCAAUUCCGGGGACGGGAAAUGUGCCCGUGGCAUUUACCUACACGUUUGAUCUUGCUCGAUUUGUCGUUGCCGCGCUGGAUCUGGAGAAGUGGGAGGAGGAAAGUCGCGUUGUUGGUGAUGCGGUUACCUGGCACGAAUUUGUGAAGUUGGCGGAGGAAACUACUGGAUCUAAGUUUGAGACCCACUACGACUCUAUCGAGAAAUUGAAGCAGUUCGAGAUCACUGAGUUGCCCAACCACGUUGCGCUAUACGAUCACUUCCCUAAGAAGGCCUUUCAGUGGUUCAUGUCUAUCUUUGAGCUGUUUACCGCCAAUGGAAGCUCUCAAAUCUGCCAAGCAGGGUCAUUGAAUGAGAGAUUUCCGGAGAUUAAGCCGCUGACGGUGAAGGGGAUGCUGGAAAGGUAUUGGAAGGCCUAG
This is a messenger RNA of Aspergillus calidoustus, 918 nucleotides long. Lineage: Eukaryota; Fungi; Ascomycota; Eurotiomycetes; Eurotiales; Aspergillaceae. The record is from the annotation of a GenBank genome assembly.